UAAAUUCUGGAUAUAUAUAAAUUAUUAUAAUUAUGAAUAUUAAAUAAAUACAUAGUAUAAGAAGUUUUGAAAAUUUGAAAUUUUGAAAUAAAAGAGUGUCAAAAGUGGCAAUAAUUAUACUGCAGAUUGAUUUAUUAGAGACUACUUUAACAAUAAGAUACUCAAAACUAAAUUUGAAUUCAAAAAAAUGUUAACUUUGAAUUCUAAGUCUCCAACUGUUGAAAACAAAUUAUCUCCUGAAAUUAAUACAGUAUCUACUUCUGACAAAAAAAAAAUCACUCCAUCAAAAAUAAUAAAGACAAACGUUGGCAAAAGACCUGGCCCAAAAUCUAAAACAUGUGUGCCGCAGUUAAAAAUUGAAAAAAUGACUUCAAAUCUACAAAACAAAAAUGAAAUAAAUUCAGAACAAGUAGAUAGUAUCAAUGUUGGUACAAAUUCCAAGGAUUCAAAAAUAUUGUUAUUAAAUGCAAGUAAUGCUGAUAACACUGAAACUAUUGAAGCAGAAUCCAAGAAAAUUGAUACUAAUACAGCUCAACUAAACGAGGUCGGAAUUAUAGAUUUAAUUCCAUCUCAUAACAAUGAAACUAUUAUUAAAAUAGAUUCUAGUGCUAGUACAAAUGAAAAUAAAGACAGAAUAACGUCUAUACCAACUGAUAGUGUUAUAGUAAAAAUAGAAAGUAAUGAAAUAAAACAAACUACUAUAUUAAAUAAUUUUGAUACUGGUGAAAAAUUAGAAAACUUAGAAGAAUGUUCAAUAAGUCCCAAUCAUUUAAAUGAAGAAAAAAAUGAGAAUAUUAUUAUUAGAGAAAAAAAAGUUGCACCAGAACAUAAAAAUGAGGAAGAUAAUAUACAAGAUGAAGAAUUAGAUCAUGAAAUAUAUGAAGAAUUGGAUCACGAAGUUGAUGAAGAAGAAAUAAAUGAGAUUAGUGAUAGCUUUAAUCAAACUCAUUAUACAGUGAAAUCUGUUCAAGAACAUAACAAAGAUGAUAAUAAUGAAGAUUCUAUUAACUUGACGAUUGGAGAAGAUGAUAUUAAAUUAUUUGCUGAUGAGGAAGAUACAAACAUUGAAAAAGAUGACGAAGUGAUCGAGAACCAUAACAAAGAAGAAACUGCAUUGAUCAAACAGCGUGAAUCUUGCCAUCCAAUUACUGCUAGUAGCAGAUCUACAACUGGUUUGGUCAAAAGCCGUCGCAGUGCGACUGAGAAACGAUCGUCUGUUGGGGAUAAACCACGUAGCAAUCGCAAAGAGGACAUCAGCAAUGUGAAACCUAUCGUCAAUGUGCCCAAAGAUGAGAAGAAAGAAGUGGAGAAACAAGUUAAAGAUAAAGCGGAAGCAGGCAAUAAGCAGAGUAUUGAUUCAAAGGCUCAACAAAUAUCAAAUGACAUAUCAAAGAAAAACAAUUUGUCCUUGGUACGCAACAUUUGGGUUAGUGGCUUAUCGUCAAGUACUAAAGCUACUGAUUUAAAACAACUUUUUUCAAAAUAUGGAAAGGUGGUUGGCGCAAAAGUUGUGACAAAUGCUAAAACUCCUGGAGCUCGUUGUUACGGUUUUGUUACAUUAUCCUCAGCGGAAGAUGCUAAUCGUAGUAUCGAAAAUUUACACAAGACUGAACUUCAUGGACGUGUUAUUAGUGUUGAACGAGCCAAACGUGACAAUGGUUAUCAAGUAACAGCAAAAAGUUCUGAUUCAUUUAAAAUUAAUGAAAAUACUGAAAAUCUUAAGACAAAAAACAAUGAGGAAAAGAAAGAUAAACGAGAAGAAAAAAGAGAAAAGAGACCUGAAAUUACAAUUAAUGAUGUUAAAAAACCAGACAUGUCAACUCUUAAGCGUGUAUCAAAAGAUCAAAAUCAAGAUCCAAAACGUUCUAAAAUAGUGAUUGAAAGUGAUGAAUGUGGAAAAGACAGAAGCAUUAAAAGUAAAAGCAAUGAACGCGAUAAAGAAAGAAUUAGAGAAUUAGAACGAGAAAGAGAAUAUUUAGAAAGAGAAAAAAGAAAACAGAAGGAGAUAUUAAACUUAACAAAAAUAAAAACUGAACGUGAAAGACUAAAACAAAAGGAACACGAGAGAGCGAUGAGAGAAGAAGAACGCAAGAGAGGUAUUGAAAAAGAACGCCAAUUAGAAAUUGAAAGAAAGCAAAAAGAAGAAGCAAUUCGCCUAGAAAAAGAAAGACAGAAACUUCGAAUUGAGCGUGAAAGAAUUGAAAAAGAAAAAUCUGAACUAUUGCGUUUGGAGCGUGAAAAUCAACGCUUAGAACGUGAAAGAUUACAAAGAGAAAAGGAAGAAUUACGUAGAGCACAAGAAAAAUUAGAAGAAACAAAGCGCCAAGCAUUACUAAAGCGUGCUAUGCCUCCAUCUCCACCACUUCCUAGUAAAAGACAUUCUUCAUCAAAUUCAUCUCGAUAUGAAGAAAGAAAAGAACCAAUUCGUAGUUCUCGUAUCCAGCCUAGUACAGACUAUAUGAACCAAGCCCCUCCACCUCCUAACAUAACAUCAUCAAGACAUCGCUAUGAACAGCAUUCGUCAGAUUCUCGUCGUAUGAGGCCAUCACCACCAUCUCCUCCACCGCCUGCAUCAAGACCUAAAGACUCUACUGUUAAUAUCAGAUAUGGUAGUGCUCAACUACCCAUAGAUCAUCAUUACAGAAGUCGUGAUGAUCGGUCAGAUCGAAGAGAUGAAUCUCGUAGAAAAGAUUCAAGUAGUGGAAGUAUUAACAGACAUGCUCAUGUAUCAUAUGAUCCAAACAAAAGUUCCUAUGGAGGAAUAUCACGCAAUAAUGAAAGUAAUAGCUGGUCAUCAGGCGCAGUAAAGAAUUCUUAUGGCACAGUUGGGUCAAGCUCUGGAACUAAUAAUAUGGUUGUAAGUUCAAGACCAGAUCCAUGGUCACAUAAUACUUUUCGAGAUAUGGAUUCAAGUAUUUGGCAACGUCCAAGUCAACCACUACCUGAGAAGUGGAACAGUACAUCAGGCAAUCCUUCAUCUAUGUCAACAAGUGGACGUAGUUCUGGUACUUACGCUUUGUAUGGUAAUAACCAUCAAGUUAUACCAAAUUUGGAGUUAAACAUGCCAACAAACUACAGUGAUAGUAGAUUUGACAGUUAUAAAAUGAGUGGCAUGUCACGCAAAUAUUGAACUGUUGAAUACCUGGCAGUUAAUCAUAGCACAAAACAUUCUUUCGUGUUUCGUGUUUUUUGUUUUUUUGUUUUUCUUUUGAACAGUGGUUAGAGGAAUAUGAUCCCUUAAUUGUUCUAUUUUUAUUUAUUGAUUAAAGUGAUUUAAUUUCAUUGCACUUUUCAUACACUUGUUAUUUAUUCAGUUAUAAAAAUUAUUUGAUUUUUGGUUGAAUGUAAUUUCAAGGUUAUUUUAUUGUAUAAAUUAUAGUUAAUUGCUCGUGUAUUUCAAUUUCACAAAUGCUAUAUUAUCCAUUAUAUUUAAAUGUCAAUAAUUUAUUUACUAUCUCAUCCCUACUAUUAUUAAACUUUUUGUUUGUUUGUUAUUGUUUUUUUUUUUUUUGCCUGCAAAUAUGUCAAUACUAUAAGACAAUUAAUUAUAAAACUGUUAAACCAAUGCAAUUCUGUCAACAAAAAUCAAUGUUAUUCAAUGUGUGUAAGUUAACUUUGCUCUGUUUUUAAUGAUACUGCCUCAGGGGUUCUUGAUGUAAUUUAACCAGUUGAUCUUUAUUAAACAUGGGUACAUAUGGACCUUAAAGUAAACA
This is a messenger RNA of Myzus persicae (green peach aphid), 3713 nucleotides long. Its product is annotated as scaffold attachment factor B2-like. NCBI's taxonomy places the organism in Eukaryota, Metazoa, Arthropoda, Insecta, Hemiptera, Aphididae. The record is from RefSeq and is a predicted model, not a curated record. Gene Ontology annotation, cellular component: nucleus. Gene Ontology annotation, molecular function: RNA binding; sequence-specific DNA binding. Bases 188 to 3130 code for a protein of 980 amino acids. Gene Ontology annotation, biological process: regulation of mRNA processing; regulation of transcription by RNA polymerase II. The transcript has 17 exons.